This is a messenger RNA of Manduca sexta (tobacco hornworm), 1668 nucleotides long. RefSeq names its product extensin. The record is from RefSeq and is a predicted model, not a curated record. The transcript is spliced from 2 exons. NCBI's taxonomy places the organism in Eukaryota, Metazoa, Arthropoda, Insecta, Lepidoptera, Sphingidae. Bases 78 to 1208 code for a protein of 376 amino acids.
CGCAGCACGCACUGCCCGCGAAGCUUUCGAGUCGACCGCACGUCUACAGAGCAAGUCUACAGUGAGUGCUGUGCGCCAUGCUGAUCACGGACGUGUUCUGUUACGCGCUUUUGACGAUAACUGUAACGGCGUCAUGUGCAGCUGCAGACAAACUCCAGAGCAAAAAACAUGAACUAGACGAGAGAAAUAGUGACAAACGUAUGCGAAGACAAGAACCUACGACGAUCAUCGACAGCUUCCCCUUGGAAACCGUCUACCAGAAACCCAAGGUUAUCAACUACAGACGACUGUCCAGGAUAUCUAGACAACGGUACGGACCUCCAGUAUCGAAAUAUGGACCACCGCGGCCUAAAUAUGGACCCCCAAAACCUGGCAAGAAGUACAGAGGGAAACCUGGCAAGUAUAGACCAUCAACGCUGAGGCGCACUCCGAAACCCAAGUCUAGAUAUGGUCCCCCCAAACGUGCGAUCAAACCAACAUACGGCCCACCGAGGAAACCACCCCAUUACUCGUAUUACCCACCAGAACCAGUGGGUUUUGGAGAACCACCAUCUAAUUACGCGGGCGAGUUUCAACCAAAGCCAAAUUAUGGCGAGCCGCCUGUUGACUCUUACGGAGCGCCGGUCAAAUCAAAUCUUAAUGAUUUAUACCCCGCCGUUCAUAACUACGAUGCGCCAGUCUACGAGGAUUUCAGCAAUUUCGGGCAGUACCAAUCGUGGAGCGCACACCGCAACCAUAACACCGAUUCCUCAUACGCAUCUUCUAAAAAGGUGCCAAUGUUUGCAAAACCACAAGAAUUGUUUGUCACCCCUGUACCAGAAGAUAAUGAAGAAAGCCUCACAUCCUACUCCGAAAUAUACGAUCACAGACAGAAAGAGCAUAAGACAUCAAAGAACAAAAAGAGAAACCCGCAGACAGAGAGUACAAAAGUCACUAGUUGGAAAGCGAAGCAAAAACCUGAGACAAAGGCCGAAGAUGAAGACGAGAUAAUAGUUGGGGGGCAGUAUGCGGAACCCCCAGCCAGGUACGUCGCGAAUUUCCAGCCCAGUGCCCCCAUGUACCAGGACGAUGAUUUUUCUCCAGGUAUUAAAUACGAUUCCGACGGAUCCGCAUCAGCUACUGUAUCGGCUUACGUAAACUACAAAAACAGCAACAUGGCUUUCAGUCCACAAAACUUAAACGAUGCAUUUAGUAUAGUCGAUAAGUGAACUUAUAUAAAUGUUUAUUAGGUUUAACAAUUUUGGGACGUAAUUUGAUUGCAAUUUCCGAUCGUUCAGAUUUCACAUCCUUUACUUUUAUUUAACACGGAUGUGAUAUUUGCAAUGAUCAUAAAAAUCCCAAAUAUGCUAAUUUAUUCAUUAUUUAACUUAUUUAUUAUAUUUUUAGUUCUCGUUGUCAAUGUUUUUGUUGGAGAUCUCAUUUACUUCAAUAGAUUUUGCGAAGAAAAUGCAUUGUUUUUUUUAUUUAGGUAUUACAAAUAAUUAAGUCACAGAUUGCAAUUCCACAUAAAUAGUUAUGAAAUUUGUAGUAAGUUUAACUCUCCGCAAAGUCUAUUGAAAAAUAUUCUACUUCUCUUUGCAAUCUUAUUAUCCACCGUUAUACAUUAAAGUUGGGUAAGACUGGUAAAAUUUAUGUUAUUUAUAGUCAUAUUAAAUUAUUGUAACCGUU